AUCAGCUAUCUAAAGAGGUGCACUUUAUUUGCCGCACUCAGGUCAAGGAAGUUUUCACGCCAUCAAGUGUGAUUAAAGUUCUCAAAUCUGAUUUUAAUGAAAAGAAAGUGGAAGAUUCUCAUCUCUCUCAAGAGGAUUUAUGUUUCAUUUCUAUAAUGGAAGAUGGAGUGAAAGUUAAAGAAGAUGGACAUUGUGAUCAACCCAGUGGAGAGGUUAAGGUGGGAGAAGCUGGAUCAGAAGACCCAGAAGUAUGGAAAGUAUUUGCGAACCACAAGCUGGCAAGUAUAGAUUCUUUGGCGGAACGUUUUGUGAAGUUCUCCAGCUGGUCAAGACUAGUCAAAGCUACCGCAAGGCUCAUCAGAUUUGGGAAAGAGUUUAAGAGAAAGCAAAAGAGAACCAAUGAACCUACAAGUCUUGAAGAAAGACAAGAAGCUGAACUUGCGAUCAUAGCCAUCGUACAAGGCUCAGUCUUCUCCAAAGAGAUCAAGGAGCUUCAGUCCCGAAAGGAGUUAACGAAAGACAAGACAAAUAAGCUCCAUAGACUCAACCCCUUUCUCGACCACAAAGGUGUCCUCAGAGUGGGAGGUAGGUUAGAGCAAGCUACUCUUCAUCCAUACGUCAAGCACCCAGCUAUUUUACCAAAGACAAGCCACAUCACAAGGUUACUGAUUGAUCACUAUCAUCAACGUGUGAGACAUCAGGGCCGGAGCAUGACAAUAAAUGAGAUAAGAGCAAAUGGCAUUUGGAUACUUGGAUGUAGUCAAGCAGUGUCAUCCUAUAUCUACAACUGUGUCAAAUGCAGGAAAUCCAGACGAGGAACAGAAGCACAGAAAAUGGCAAACCUGCCUAAUGAGAGCAUGGAAACAACCUCCCCAUGCACACAUCGUGGGAGGGCUUGUUUUGGCCCGUUUUAUGUCAAAGAAAGACUUCAAUACCUAGCCACUGAGUGCUGGAAAAGAUGGAAAAAGAAAUAUUUGUUGGGUCAACAUCACAGACAAAAAUGGCAGAAAACAAGAAGAAAUGCAAAAGUCAAUGACAUAGUCUUCAUCAAAGAUGAACCAGCACCAAGAAACGACUGGAAACUUGCUAAGGUCACAGCAGUUUAUCCAAGUGAAGAUGGAUGUGUGCGAAAGGUGCAGCUAUUGAUCAGUGACUCUUCCUUCGAUAACCAUGGCAAGAGACAGACUAAACAAGUAUACUUGGACAGACCUAUUCAUAAGACAGUGACAUUGUUGGAGGCAGGGUAGACGCUCUUUUAAGUUAUCAAGGAAAUCACAAGUGAUUUGGUGGGAGUGUAGCUGCCAUCAGAGUCAACUCAUUUAAAUAUUCUAAUAUUUAGUUCAAAACGAGAGUUAAUACAUAAUAGUAUUGAAAUUAAAAGUUUAAUCAUAAAUAAAUAAAUAACUUUCAGUAAAUUUAUGUUUUUGUACAUUGGUUAAAAAGCUCAUUAAAAUGUAAGGAGGAACCUAUGUUUUUUGUUCCGCAUUUCACGUUGUUGCCCACGGGAAGAUUGAUUGACACAAUUCUUUUUUUGCACGUUUCUUCAAGAAGUUUCACCAGAAAGCUUUAAGACUGAUUUUCUAAGAAAAGCUGUAUAAGUUAUCUUUAUUCCUCUGGAGUUUAUGCGGCCAAUGAGUUCUGACGGCAUUUUUUGGGGCUUUAUAAGACGUGUCCACAAUAAAUGGCUGUUAAAACCAAAAGAACGACGUUGAGCCUUGAUUAUCUCUAGAGGAGUAACAU
Cyprinodon tularosa is the source of this 1740-nucleotide messenger RNA. RefSeq lists its product as uncharacterized. The coding region runs from base 156 to 1247 and encodes 363 amino acids. Lineage: Eukaryota; Metazoa; Chordata; Actinopteri; Cyprinodontiformes; Cyprinodontidae. The record is from RefSeq and is a predicted model, not a curated record. The transcript has 2 exons.